Dibothriocephalus latus is the source of this 504-nucleotide messenger RNA. The record is from the annotation of a GenBank genome assembly. Lineage: Eukaryota; Metazoa; Platyhelminthes; Cestoda; Diphyllobothriidea; Diphyllobothriidae.
AUGCUAGGCAACGUCGAAGAUAGCAGCUUCGGUGACCCUGAAACCAACGUCAGCGAUGAGAGACCCACCUCACAGACAGCAACCAUCGGCAUUUCUAGUGUCCAAGACGAUGGCCUUGACGACGUGUCGGAAGAGACGAAGCUUUUGAACAAAGAGCUGAACGCUCUUACCUAUCCCAGCUCUCAAACACAAUUAGACUUAGCUACUCUCUCUAAAGCCGAAUACCGCAGUCUUAAACCGGGGAUUUCGAUUCUCCUUGUUCACCCACUGCAUCAGGAACCUUUGUACGUACUGACUUUGUCCAGCCUGUUGCCGACAGCCGCCAUAAUUACGACGCCUGACACCUUGGUUCAAGGUUUUACUCCGCUGAGGUCAUUUGCCGUGCCCCCACAGCGAGCGGCUUCAGAUACAGUGACCUUAAAGUCCGGUCGGCUACAACAUGCGCGAGCGCUUCACUUGAACACGCCAUCCCUUGAACCCGCCCCCCUCCCCCCUCCACACUAA